Molecule: messenger RNA, 955 nt
Organism: Drosophila innubila
Lineage: Eukaryota; Metazoa; Arthropoda; Insecta; Diptera; Drosophilidae
Product: lectizyme
Exons: 1
Coding region: 33-866 (277 amino acids)
Biological process (GO): proteolysis
Molecular function (GO): serine-type endopeptidase activity
Source: RefSeq, a predicted model, not a curated record
CCAGUCACUUAGUGUCGAAAACUAAAGUAAGCAUGAAAGUAAUCACUCUUACCCUCUUGGCCCUCUUGGCUAUCGGAUGCCAGGCUUCCAAAUUGACCGAAACUUUGGCCAAGGUGGUGCCAAGUUUUCCCACUGGCUUUGUGAUCAAUGGCACCGAUGCGGAUCCCCACACCGCCCCCUACAUUGUGUCCCUGGCCACCAAGUUUGAGAAGCAUUCGCACAUCUGUGGAGGCACCAUCAUCAGCAAGGAUUGGAUCCUCACUGCCGCCCACUGUAUCUCGAAUCCUGUGGGAAUGAGCGCCAUUGCGGGUCUUCAUAAGCGUGCCGAGGUCGAUGAGCGUACUCAACAGCGUCUGAUUGACUUUGGACGUGUCCAUGAGUCGUAUACCGGAGGUGUUGGACCCUACGAUAUUGCCCUGUUGCACGUCAGCGAAUCCUUUGAGUUCAACAAGUGGGUAAUGCCCGCCACUCUGCCCAGUCGUGAGGAGAUCCAUGUUGGAGAGACCCAUCUGUAUGGCUGGGGACAGCCCAAGUCGUAUAUCUUCACCGCCGCCAAGACUCUGCAGACUGUGACCACCCAGAUUGUGCCCUUCGAGGAUUGCAAGGCUGUCCUGCCCGAUACUGCUCCACUUGAUAAGAGCAACAUUUGCUCCGACUCACUGGAGCAGAGCAUCUCCGCCUGCAACGGCGACUCUGGCGGUCCUCUGGUUGUGGAACGCGAGGGAACUCCCUCUCAAUUGAUUGGCAUUGUCUCCUGGGGCUACAUUCCCUGUGGAUUGGCCAAUCUGCCAUCGAUCUACACCCGUGUCUCCGCCUAUGUCGACUGGGUUGCCAAGAUCCAGAGUGCCUACUAUAUUCUCUUCUAAACUAAUAGAGGAAAUUCUUGUUCCUUUUAUUGAUAAUUUAAUAAACACGCUUGGCUUUAGUUAAGCACAGUUUUAUUAUAUAAAAUCAA